ACGGUUCAAUCAUUAAGCCCGUGGCGGUAACGUUCGAUUCGGUUCGGUUCGAUAUUCCUUUCGGAAUUAGAAGAGAAGGAGCCUCGAAAAGAAUCAUAAGAGAAUGAAAUUGAUUAACGAUUUCCGAUCAAGUUCUAUCGGAUGACUAGCCACGUCGACGAAUCGAAUUAAUAACGAAUCGAUUGGCAAAGCUGGCGAGUGUUUUGAAGUCUCGACGCCAUAGUAACGAAAGGGGUGGAAAGACGUGAGGCAAGGGAGGCGGUACCGAGCCACUAUGCAAUUCUCUUUAACUGCUAAAAUCGCGUCGACAGUGUAACGGCAAUGUCUCUGUUCAACACGAAAGAAUGGUGGCGAACGAGAUGCGGAGCGGAGGAAACUUUCGACAGGCACAGUCUGCUAGCGACACCGUUGUUUGGAGAGGAUAAAAAGGAUAUAUUGGUGGUAGGAAGCCACGAUGGUUAUCUGAGAAUGUACUGUCCCUCCUCGCAAUGGGUGGACGAAACGAAAUCGCCGUCCAACUACAAAUCCACGGAUCAGAUGAUCGAGACCCGAGUCGGAGAUUGCAUCGUGGACAUGAAAACGGGGAAAUUUGUCUCGGGCUCUCAGGACCUUCGUCUGGCGAUAUUGACGUCCUCGAAGCUGCUCGUUUACAACGCGAUUUUAACCGAGGAAUCCACGGAAUACGGUGACCGUUGCGAGUUGAAGAUCGCGUACGAGCACUCGUUGCCAAGAUUUCCGGCAUCUUUGACGGUGGGUCCGUUCGGCGGUGUUCGUGGCAGGGACUUUCUCUGCGUUCAGUGCUUGGACGGCACGCUUCUAUUCUACGAGCAGGAGGUGUUCGCGUUCGGGCAAGUUCUCAGGAAUCGGUUGCUACCUGAGCCGAUCGUCUACGUGUCGCGAUACGACCUGUUCGCGGUAGCCAGCUCUUCUUGGUUCCUCGAAUGUUACAGGUAUCAGAGCAUGGCGGAAUCGAGGAAGGAAGGCGCUGAACGUGCGAGAGAAACGGGAGAGUCGCAUCGCGGCUUCGACGUAGGCAACCUGGAGCCGGAUUGGAGUUUCAACGUCGGGGAACCCGUUCGCGGCAUCGAGGUUGUCACUUUGACCAGCUUCGAAAUCGGGAUCGUGGUUCUGGGCGAAAAACAUCUGUAUUGUUUAAAGGACAACUGCGCGGCGAUCAAGUACGCCAAGAGGCUCGAGUACAGACCGUUGUGCUUUCGAGCUUACGUGAUCGAACCGGACGGCAAGUUGAUGGUGCUGGUCAUCUCGGACACGAGUACUCUGAUGAUCUACGAGGGCAGCACGCUCAAGUGGUCGGCGCAAUUGCCUUUCGCCCCGGUCGCCGUCGCGAGGGUUCAGCUACGGCACCUGCAAGGAGUGACGGUCGUUUUGUCGGAGGACGGUCGUUUGGAAGCGUGUUACCUGGGAUCGGAGCCAAGCUUGUUCGUCGCGCCACCCCUUCAUCCGCGGGGUUACGAUUACGCGACCGCGGAGCAACGGCUAGCGGAGCUGCGAGCCCUCUCGAAGAGGAGCAAAGAAUCGGGUCACGAUCGAAGCAGCGACGCCAGCGUGGACGCUGAACUGAUCGUCUCGGUGAACGUCUCGCCGGAAUUGCAGCCGCGCUUCAAAAGAUCGACAGUUAGCAGCGAUUCGGAGGAGAAAGAGGAAGCGGAGAUCGGACAGCUAUCGAGCUGCAGGCUCUCGAUCGAACUGUCCUCGUACGCGACUCUCAGUGACAUCCAGGUCUGCGUGGACGUUUGUCGGCCGCUGUUCGCCUCCAAAGACUUCUACGUACUUUCCAAUCUCUGCGAACGUCACGCGACGGAGAUCGAGGUCUACGUGGACGGAGACUUGCCGGCGAUAUCCUCGGAGGUCGAUGUAACCGUCACUUACCGGACGGACGCGGGAAAUCUAAGGGCGCUUCGAAGAACCGUUCGGCUACCCUUGAAGAUCAUCCUGAAGAGUUGUCCGCCGGAAAACGCGUCCGCGUUCGCGACCGUGAUCAAAAGCAACGAACCUCCCGUCAGCUUUGCUCAGCUAUUUCCUGAAUUCACCGGGGAACAGCCGCAGAAACAAGGUUGGAACGCGUUGGGAUUGCGGUACGCGCACACCGGUCGCGUGGUGACGAUCGUUUCCGGCAACGCCAGCAAUCGAUACCGAGUGCAAUCGGACGACGGGCUAUCGACGACCUUGCUCGUUCAUCGACUGAUCGACAGGCUGAAAGAGAGAAGCAGCGGCACCGGGUUCCUCGCUAUCCAACAGAAUCACGUUCAGCUGGUGCACCUUCGGAUAGAGGCUCACUUUCUCGCUCGACGAGAAAUCGAUAGGAUAACGAAAGAGAUCGGCUUGCUGAGCACUCAGCUGAGGAACGUCGAAAGGAGGAUGCUGCGAACGGUGAGGGAGAGGAACGAUCGAUCGUUGGCCGACACUGGAUUGCCGUUUCUCUUCGAGCAAACAUGCCGUGCGAUCUUUGCUCUUCUCGAGGAUCUCGUCAAAGCGAGAGCGGAAAGGGAUCGAACCGGUCACGAGUUGCGGUGCAGCCUGAAACUGCUUCUCCUGCUGAUGAGAUCGAACGCGGACCCCGACAAAUACGCCGCGUUGGAGGCAGCUAUCGGUUUCGCGCCACGUCCCGCCGAGCAGCUGGACUGGGAGGAGAUCGCCGACGCGGCGCUGACCGUUCUGCUCAAGUCCGUUUCGAGGAAGGCGAGUAUAGCGGAGACGAGAACGGUGUCCAGCAACGCGAUCACGCCUAUCGCGACGAACAAAGAGCUGGCAAAGUUGAAGAAGCGUCUGGUCCACGCGAUCGAACGGCUGGAUCUUUCUAAAGGAAGCGACAUCGCGGAGAUCGAGUCGACGAGCGGUGCCGAUCACGCGUCCGCUUAACGAGCGCGGCCGGUACCUCGGUUCGCGGGGUGCCGUGUUUCUCUCGUGGAAGCUGAGCGAACGCGGAAAACGCGGCUAUCCGGAGCGGACGGCACAAGUUCGCUAGAGAGCGUUACGGGGAUGAUGCCGCCGGCUGGCACGGAUGAUUUAGAAUCGGACCACCUUGCUAAAUCGUCGAAACCCCCGGGGACCACCGAUGGAGUUGAUUCGAGCAGGUCGUCGCGGUGCGGCGUGGCGUGAGAGAGCGGUAAUCGGGGAUAACGAGGCGGUCCAACGAAACGGCAACCGACCGACUGGUAGGGGGAGGUGAACGCGGUCGAUAUCCAUGAGCGGUCCCGGCCCGGGUUGGGCCGUACCGUCGAACCCUGGGAACCGUCCACGAUGCCGUUCUCGACCUUCCGCCUACC
Messenger RNA from Osmia bicornis bicornis, 3287 nucleotides. It is a transcript of the gene BBS9, whose product is annotated as protein PTHB1. Gene Ontology annotation, biological process: cilium assembly. NCBI's taxonomy places the organism in Eukaryota, Metazoa, Arthropoda, Insecta, Hymenoptera, Megachilidae. Bases 322 to 2880 code for a protein of 852 amino acids. The record is from RefSeq and is a predicted model, not a curated record. Gene Ontology annotation, cellular component: membrane; BBSome. The transcript is spliced from 14 exons.